AGCGGACGUAAUAUAUGUUUCAAAAUGGCUUCAUGCUUUUAGCAUGAAUUUAGGUUUGUAGCAUCAUUGCUAGUGUUGGUCAUUAAAAUAAACAGUUAAACAAUUCAAAAGUCCAGCAGAAGUCAUCUAACCGAAGGAUUUAAUAUUUGAUCUGCUAUUAAGGUGGUCAUGGCGAGUACACUGGAUUUCAGGACCCACGUUGACCAGUCGUGCCGAUAUUCUGAGGAAUUUGUCAACAUUUACUAUGAUUGCAUGGACAAGAAGAGAAGGAAUUUGACUCGACUAUACCUGGACAAAGCCACUCUGGUGUGGAAUGGAAACGCAGUGUCCGGACAGGAGGCUCUCGCUGAGUUUUUUGAGUCUCUUCCCUCCAGUGAAUUUCAAGUUCUCACAUCAGAUUGCCAGCCAGUUCACGAACAAGCGACACAAGGCCAGACUACAAUGCUCGUGGUAACGUGUGGCCUUGUCAAGUUUGAAGGAAACAAGCAACGUUAUUUCAACCAGAAUUUUCUUUUAACGGCGCAAGCUUCACCCAACAACGACCAACCAGUGUGGAAGAUCGCCAGUGACUGCUUCAGAUUUCAGGACUGGAAUAGCUGAAUUGAACAAAUCAAUUCCAUUCCAAUUCUCCAUAAUUGUUCUUUGUAUGCAUUUUUAUUGUUUUUUUUUUAUAUAAAUAUAUAUAAUAAAAAAAAACAUAAGAGAA
This is a messenger RNA of Boleophthalmus pectinirostris (great blue-spotted mudskipper), 706 nucleotides long. It is a transcript of the gene nxt2, whose product is annotated as nuclear transport factor 2-like export factor 2. Gene Ontology annotation, cellular component: nuclear pore central transport channel. Gene Ontology annotation, biological process: protein import into nucleus. The record is from RefSeq and is a predicted model, not a curated record. The coding region runs from base 169 to 600 and encodes 143 amino acids. NCBI's taxonomy places the organism in Eukaryota, Metazoa, Chordata, Actinopteri, Gobiiformes, Gobiidae. The transcript has 4 exons.